AUGUUCACCGCCACACUUGAUCCAGUUGACCAGUGCAUUUGGUUGGCAAAUUCUCAAAAUUGGCUGAUCAAUGGUAUUAUCUUAAAGUUUGCAGAUGGAUCUGGUGGUAAAUAUCCUCCGAAUAGUGCUGAGUUGUAUCAUCCAUCAACAGGGAAAUGGACAAUAGCUCGUAGUAUGAAUAAUGCACGAAAUAGUAACACAACAUCGGUACUAACAAAUGGUAACGUGUUAGUUACUGAUGGAGCAAAUUGUAUUGCUCUGAAGAGUACAGAAUUAUAUUAA
Messenger RNA from Rotaria sp. Silwood2, 282 nucleotides. The record is from the annotation of a GenBank genome assembly. NCBI's taxonomy places the organism in Eukaryota, Metazoa, Rotifera, Eurotatoria, Philodinida, Philodinidae.